Ciona intestinalis (vase tunicate) is the source of this 2262-nucleotide messenger RNA. RefSeq lists its product as uncharacterized. Lineage: Eukaryota; Metazoa; Chordata; Ascidiacea; Phlebobranchia; Cionidae. Gene Ontology annotation, cellular component: nucleus. Gene Ontology annotation, biological process: cell differentiation; regulation of transcription by RNA polymerase II. The record is from RefSeq and is a predicted model, not a curated record. Gene Ontology annotation, molecular function: RNA polymerase II cis-regulatory region sequence-specific DNA binding; DNA-binding transcription factor activity, RNA polymerase II-specific.
CGUACAUUAACAACAAUCUGAGGUAUUAACACCUCAUCACGGGUGCAAUUAUACAGAUACUAGUCACGUGGCAUCGAUCGGAAACCCAGCCGUAAAGACGAAACGAUUAAGAGCGUUGUCGGGAUAGGGUUGUUUCACGGUUGUUACACGAGCCGGCUGUCAACAACUGCCGGCAAAUCCCUUGUUAAGUUUGCUUAAUAUUAUGUACCGCUAAUCGGGCGAUUCAAAUUGACAACAUGUUACAGAACGUCCUUGUAUUCCGCUUUACAAAACAGCGCCAGAGAAACUGAUCGUAAAAAAUGCGUCUUACAACAAACAUUACUAUCAAAGGCAGAGCAAAAAUAACAAAAAUGCGUUCGAUUUGCUUUCUAACAUAGUCUUAACAUUCCUAUACUGUUUGUUUCCAUGAGAAGUUUGAAACGGUGCCGUAUGUUCAUUAAUUAGAGCAUGGUACCUGUAAGUGUGUUAAUUAAGACGUCGAUUACUACCGGUAUCUCGGUGGAGCAACACGGGAUUGAUCGUAAUGCAAAUUACACUAUGACUCUUUUGAGAUUGCUUUAUAAUCAAGCGUGAUUGUACGAAUCCAAACGAGGGCUGGGUGGUUCCCUUGAGACUCGGAAUCCAAUCGCUGUUCAAUGACAAGUUUAUAGCUUUCAAUUUGAACCUGCGACCUAUUUCACGCGCUCCGCCAAGCCCGAUGGAAUUUGCGUCUAUACAGGUUCCAAGGCGUGCGUGAGAACGAAUAUCAUCGCCAACAGCUUGACCUUCGGGACUCAAGUCUUAUAUAGUUAACUGCGCCGCUUAGCGCGCCCGAAAAAAUACCGCACGAGAGCGGUCCCACAAGAGACGGUAAUCGGGGUGUCCGUUAAAGGCAUUAAAAGCAGCCAACUACCGUCGCAUUACAAGUUAAUUCACAGCUCGUGAGGCGGCUGUAGACAUGUUUAGAUCUGAGCCGUUUAGACGUAAUUGUGUUAGAUUAGUCAAAAGAACAGGAAGAUAACAAGGUAUUUUAGUUAUAGCAAGCUUUUCUUUAAUUAGAAUUAUAGUAAUGUGUGUUUUAUAAAUCCGUACAAACAAAAUGGUUGAUUGUAAAAUAACAUUUUCAGGAAUUAGUAAUCACGGAAGUAAAAUGUGAGUUUGUUUUUGUUUUAUGCAGAUUUUAUACGUAUGAGAUUUGAAUUUGUGUAAAGAUUUAAAUGAUGGCCGUAAGUUCGUCUAAGCACGAAGAUUAUAAACCGACUCAGCAAAACAAAGCUAACGAGCAGAGGUGUGACCAAAAUCAAAAUACGAAAAGGGUCACCCCGUUCUCGAUCGACGAUAUUCUUUCGACACCCAAGAGCGCUGAAUCCGGAGUUACGGGCGGUAAAACAAAUAACUGCGUGGGCAGGGUGCCUAACGAUAGCCUAACCCAAACGCAGGAGCUCUUACAUGGGUUUUAUCCAUGGCAACAAGCUUCGUAUGCUCAAUGGUUGGACAGUUUGCGUCGAUUGUACGUAGUUUCUGGACUGGAGCCACUUUUGCAAGCUGGCAGCGCGAAUCUACAAAGCCGGUACAGAGGACCAUGUCGCAGGAGGUCUUCAGCAAACGUUUUGCAUGGUAAAGGGUUCGCGGAACUACAUCGUAAGGGUCUACGCUCACCUGUAUUAAGUUCUAAUAGCAGAGCAACGAAACCCGAAAGUUCUAGAGGUUUAAAUUCACCGAAACAAUCUGAGUCUGAUACUGAAGAUAAAAGUUGCCGAGGAAAGCGAAAACGUAUAGAAAAUGGCGGGUCUUUUUCCGGACGAUCGGAACAAGACCAAAAUUCCAAAUCGGACGACGAAGAAGCGACAGCUUCCGAUUCGCCUUUACAUGCUCUGGAAAAAUUAACCUGCUCGACUCUACAGUAUUUGGAAAAAAAACAGCCUAACCUACACACUGUAGCAGUUGGUCAAGAAGUCCGAGCUAAACGACGAAAAUGUCGGACAGCAUUUUCCACCUUUCAACUUUCCGUGUUAGAACAGCGUUUUAGUUGUCACAAAUAUUUAACCCCUUCUGACCGUGACCAUAUAGCCAGAGCACUCGGUCUCACAGCCUCACAGGUAAUCACAUGGUUUCAAAAUAGGAGAGCAAAAUUAAAACGAGAUUUGGAAGAAUUGCAGAACGACAUUAAAACGGUUAACAAGUGGACGCCUACGAAGCUAGCAUUAGAGGGAGAUCUAAAAAGUAGAGAAAAUCUCGAAACUAAGAUUUCUUCUCCGACGCAAAGGAACUCCGUAUAAAGGC